Messenger RNA from Pollicipes pollicipes, 1484 nucleotides. Its product is annotated as phenoloxidase-activating factor 2-like. Gene Ontology annotation, biological process: proteolysis. The record is from RefSeq and is a predicted model, not a curated record. NCBI's taxonomy places the organism in Eukaryota, Metazoa, Arthropoda, Thecostraca, Pollicipedomorpha, Pollicipedidae. Gene Ontology annotation, molecular function: serine-type endopeptidase activity.
AUGGGCGUAAAUCUCACAUGGAGCAAAUUGAUAGGUUUCCUGUUUUCACCAGGUGACUUCUCGACCGUGCUGAAGAAAGUUCGUCUACCAAUGGUCGACAAUGAGAAAUGCCAGUCCAUGCUACGGAAAACGCGACUGGGUCGAUUCUUCAGGCUGCACAGGAGCUUCGUUUGCGCAGGAGGAGAGGAGGGCAUCGAUUCAUGUCAGGGUGACGGUGGCGGUCCGCUCGCCUGCCCGGUCGACGGCGCGUACGUGCUGGCCGGCGUCACAGCCUGGGGCAUCGGCUGCGGCGUCAAGGACGUGCCCGGCGUGUACGCCAGCACCGAGGCGGCGCUCGACUUCAUCAGGGAGGCUGUCGGCGCCGGCGGGCGGUGAGACCGGCCGCCGGUGUCCGUUCGGCCGCGGCGCGACCCGCGGCUGGGUGGGGCUCGCGCCCUCUGCAGUGCGCUGAUUACUGUGUCUGCGAGUCUUCAGCCGUCGGUACCGAGGCAGUGACACCGGGCCUUGGCGAGCGGACCGAAAUUGCAUCAGAAACAGCUUGUCCAUAAUGAAGCGGAUGGCGACGGCGGUUAUCAGAGGUUCGGAGCACACGUCAGGCGCUGUCGGCAAUGGGCCACAGGACAACGCGUCGAGCAUACAAAAUACAGAGCAUUUUUGCGUAGUUUCCAUAAAUAUGUAGUUUUCCAAGUUCAUGCAGGUCGGGUCCAGUAUUUCGUAGGUUUAUCUCACCAUGCCUGUCGGAGGUAGAGGAGAAUGAAAGCGCGACCAUUGGGCAUACACCGUGUGUAUAUUAGAAGAUAUGAUGCAUCUAAAAUGCGCUAUCCCGGCCAACGACUAUGUGCUGUGCCUACGUUUUUGCUAUUUCAAGUUGCGCUGCACAUUCUUUGCAUUUGUGAGUGCUUUCGAACAAUUUGUCUUUGCUUUUCGUGCAAGCUCUGAAGACGAAGCAUGCAGAAAGUGUCGUGUGUUGUUUUCUCUCCACAUUCCGGCUGGUAAGGACAGCAGUGCGCAGCCACUUUGCAGGUAUAUAAUAUUGUUCAUCUGACAGACACUGGCAUGUGAACCUAUCACGUAAUCGAACCCCGGAGUUUUGGAACUGGUGCCCAGAUCGUUCCCUGAUGAAAUUCGCAUUUUCAGAGUCGGUUAGGUGAACAAUGUCAUCUGCCUACAAAGCGGUUGCACAACACGGUAUUUUACAUUCGUAGCAUGGAUUGGAAACAACACACGAUGUUAACUUCCCGGCCAUAAAUCCAAAGCUUUAUGUUAGAGGAGAGCUGUCUCUCUUGCACGAAUACUGGUGUACAAUAGCCGGCGUAGGCAAGUUGGGACCUAUAUAACGGUUGUACGUGAUGGUAGACGAUGUGUUAGUAUUACGCACGGGACAAGCGUUCUGUCGCCCCUAUCUGGAUUGGUCGCAUCCGCACAAUACUUCUGCCAGCUAGCUGUCGAUUGGUAUUAUUGAGUCCUGAGAACGGCUGGAUGGU